AGAACAAAUGGUGAAUGGUCCUCGACAAUCAACUGCUCAACUGCACUCUUGUCCGCAGGACCCCCUUCCCUCUCAUCUCCCUGUCGCACCGCCAACAGGGUUCCGUAUGCCCUUUAAUGUGGCCGCACCUCGCGGCCGUGACCCUCGCCUCUCUGGAUGCUAAUGCGCUCCAUUUCCUGCUUCCUGUCUCGGUCGACACAACAGAAAGCAUGGCCUCCCUUUCAUGCACCUACCGGUCUCUGUGCCACGCGAACGAGACAAGCACUGUUCUCUUGUGAUCCCCUCCGUUUCAGUCCCUCGAGCAACGCUUAAUGCCACCAUGGAAGGAAGUCUCCUCCUCGCUUGCUCUCACCCAUCUUUGGUCACACGAGAACGAAGCCGAGCUUUCCUGCCAUGAACCAAGGAAAGACACAAUGCAACGUCACCAGCAAUGGAGUUUUCUCUUCUCAGGAGGAGCACGGCAUUGCUGAUGCUUGACUUCAUGUAACUCUUCUUUUUCUGUGCUCUUAGGUGGUGAUGACCGCACUCCAUUCCUCGGAGAACAUGACAAGCCUUGUCAUUCCGCCUAUGGUGGUGGUGUUGGUGGUUCUACUGUUUGUUUAUGGUAUUCGGUGGACCCUGGCUUCUUCUUCGUGAGCUCCUCUAAUCUCUCACAUCAUCCUUGGCUCUAAGACUUUGUUUACCUUUACUUGAUGUCUUGUUCGACACACUCUUCGCCACUGCACAAGAAAAGGACCUUAAAUUAGACCAAGUCCAUAACCAAUUCAAGCCUUCUUUUCUUUGGAUUCCACAUGAACUGGACAUGAAAAGCAAGAAGAAAGAAAGAAGCAACGGCAAGCAUAUUUCUUCCCUACCUUUCUGCUCUGCUUCCAUGCACCUCGGAAGAGCAACAAUGGUGAGCAAAGCAAAGAGGAACCUCCUGCCUUCCGGUCAUCUUCUCCUUCCUCCGUCCAUGAAGAACUUCGCCUCAUGCUUCAGCGAGCACGCAGUCAAAGUCUCCGAGCCCUCCUGCUCGGGGAGCAGCAGCAGCGGCGGCAACUCCUUGGUGGUCGACACCAGCUGCUCGGUUCUUAGCGCCGUCACCUGCCUCUACCGGACGAGGCUGAUCGCCACGCAGAGGGAGCUCCUCAUCAGGGUCGCCUGGUCCAAGGGGCAUGCCGGCCCCAUGCUUUCCGUUGGCAUCGACGACAACCCGUCGGUCGACCGGUGGGAGCCAAACGCCAUGAACUGUCAGCUGCUGAGGAAGAAGAAGGGCAGCAGGGGGUACGCCGCCGGGGACUGCGCCGUUCGACUUCACUGGGACAUUUCCUCUGCUAAGUUCGGAUCGGGUCCGGAGCCGAUCGAUGGGUUCUAUGUCGUGAUGGUCGUGAACUCGGAGCUCGCGCUGUCGCUCGGAGACAUGAGCGAAGAAUGCACGCGAAGGUUCGAGGAGGCGCUUCCGGCCGCGGAAUCCUCGAUGAUCAGCCGGAAAGAACAGGUCAUCGGCCAGGGACUUCACUCCACGAGAGCUCGGUUUCGGGAGGACGGCGGCGACCACGAGAUCACCAUCAGGUGCAAGGAAGACGGGUGGGACGCCAAGGAGUCGGAGCUGUCGGUGACGGUCGACAAGAAGCGGGUGGUGCACGUGAGGCGGCUGCGGUGGAACUUCCGGGGGAACCAGACGCUCUUCAUCGACGGGUCGCCGGUGGACAUGAUGUGGGACAUGCACGGGUGGAGGUUCGGCAACGCGCCGGGGUGGGCGGUGUUCAUGUUCCGGAAGCGGAGCGCGUUGGAGAGCAGGCUGUGGCUGGAGGAGGAGACGGUGGACAGGGAGCAAGGCGGCGCGUCGGGGUUCUCCCUGCUGAUACAACAAGCCUUCAAGAGCACUUGAAGAAGCUUGGCGAGGCGUGUGAUGUUGGCUGGCUUUCUACUGUUGCGCGUGAGCAGUCACUGACUCGAUCGAGUUGCAGAGAUGUGAAUUGGUGGAUUGGGAUGGAGAGUAGAUUGCUUCUUCCCCAACCCCCCCUUUCUUUCUUUCUUGUUGAUAAUACAGUUUCAGUUUUUUUUCUCUUUACAUUAUCAGUUGACUUUUUUGAGAAGAAAAAAAAUUCCAAGGCAUGGAGAUGAAGCUUUCUUA
Molecule: messenger RNA, 2116 nt
Organism: Musa acuminata AAA Group (dessert banana)
Lineage: Eukaryota; Viridiplantae; Streptophyta; Magnoliopsida; Zingiberales; Musaceae
Exons: 1
Coding region: 803-1870 (355 amino acids)
Source: RefSeq, a predicted model, not a curated record